Betta splendens (Siamese fighting fish) is the source of this 5213-nucleotide messenger RNA. It is a transcript of the gene cfap43, whose product is annotated as cilia and flagella associated protein 43. Lineage: Eukaryota; Metazoa; Chordata; Actinopteri; Anabantiformes; Osphronemidae. Gene Ontology annotation, molecular function: protein binding. The transcript has 38 exons. Gene Ontology annotation, cellular component: axoneme. Gene Ontology annotation, biological process: cilium assembly; sperm axoneme assembly. The record is from RefSeq and is a predicted model, not a curated record. The coding region runs from base 131 to 5095 and encodes 1654 amino acids.
UCAGAAAAAGUAGGAGCCAAUAAGGUUAACGCCUGGAUUGUUUCGUUACCACGGUUACGCAACAACUAGCCCGUUGGUCCGUGGGUUGGGUGGCUUCUAUGCUUAAAUAAACUCUAUAUUUUAUCUUAAAAUGGAUGACAUUGCGAGUUUAGAAGUCAGAUGGAUUCAAGGGGUUUCGAACAGCGUUGUGUUUGUGGACAAUAAAACAAUAUGUUACACACGUGGAAGUCAUUUAUGUUUCCUGAAUCUGGCAAGCAAAGUGCAAAGUGUGUUGCAGAAUCCUGGUAGAGGCAUCGGUGCCUUCACGGCCGAUGGCAGCGGGUGUGUUUGUGCUUUCUCAGAGCAAAAGCUGCUCCCAUCCGUAUUUGUCUACAGCUUCCCUGAACUUCAGGUGAAGAACGAACUUAAAGGAACAGCACAACUGGACUACACAUCUCUGACAUUAAGUAACUGUGGACCAUAUUUGGGUUGUUGUUCCUCUAUUCCAGACUACACAAUAACCAUAUGGAACUGGGAAACUGCUGAGCCAAUUUGUACACGGCCACAAGCUGGAAAAGAUGUUAUUUCUUUGGUGUUCAACCCACACAACUGGCUCCAGCUCUGCGCUUUGGGUUCCACGUCCGUCACUCUGUGGACCGUUGAGAAGAGUGCCGGCUACCAUGCACUGAAACCAAGUGUGAUUGAUCUUCCAGCAACUGAUGGGACAUUUGUUGAGAAGCAGGUGUACUUGUCCCAUAGUGGCCAUAACAAUGUUCCAUAUUUCGGUCCAGAAAUGCCUGUAACCGCCAUCUCAGGCCUCAAAGGAGACGUGGCAGAGAGCGUUGUGAGUAAACUCUGCUCCAAGGCCAGACUGAGCCCUGCGUCUGUCUGCUGGACCAGCGCGUCGCAGCUUUACGUGGGCUGCGCAGAAGGCUUCCUUCUCCUGGUCGACCCGGAGAGCGCCUCCGUUUCCGUCCUCUUCAACCCCCAAUCUUCUGAUGCCACACCUGAACUCACGCGGUGCAGCUUUCAAAGUUUAACUGUGUGCAAGCAUGGUUUGAUUGUUCUAGGAAAGGAGAGUUUGGUGCAUUGUCUGCAAAUUAAAGAGACACAAAUCAGCAUCACAAAAACCUGGCGUGUAGAAGGAUCUGUCACAACUUUAACCUGUUCUCCUGAUUCAGAAUAUUUACUAUUAUAUUCUAAUACAAGUCAGAUCUAUGUGUUGAACCCAGUCCAGUCAGACAGCAUUGUGAAAAGGGCUGAUGUUGUCAAUGGCAACUUUGUGGCAGCGGCUGUGUUACAAAGCAACAACAUCUUUGUGUUGGUAACAGAUUCUGGAGAGCUGCAGGUGUGUUCUGCCGUGGGCGUCCUCCUCAGCUCCCUGGCGCUCCAGGCUCAGGGAACCAGUCUGGCCUGCUGCCCUAUUGCACAAUACGCCGCUGUCGGAACCACCUCUGGGAGAGUCCUCUUCAUUGAUCUGAACAAUGAGCAGCAGCCUCGCUUGGUGCACCAGGUUCAACUGUACCGCUGCACUGUGGACCACCUAAUUUUCGAUCCUGAGGGGCACUACCUUCUGACCGGUGCUUCAGAUUCACACAUCUUCUUGCUGGAUGCAAAGCCAUCAAACUCGUUCUCAGUCAUAGGAUACACAGUUGCUCCGGGGGCCAUUUUGUCCCUUUCCCUUCAGUGCACCAGGGGCUGCGAGCAGGUGAAAGUUCUGGCGCUGUGCUCGGGCCGGGAGGGCGAACGGCACGAAGGCAGCGUUCUCACCUUGCUCACGCUGCCUAAAAGGAGCCGCGCAGAUCCAGUCUGUGUGGACCGAUAUGGUUGUUUGUCUACCAGUACCUUCAAAGCGUCCACGUAUGAGGUACCUCAUCCAGUCAGUUCCUGUGUGCUGGGCGACCACGAGGUCUUUGCUUACUGCCACAGGAGGAAAUCCCUGCAGCGAUUCCCCCUCCCCCAGGACACAGAUGAUGCUAGUCGACAGGUAGUGCAUCUGGAACCACAGCAGGAGGUGGGGGGGCAUCCUCUGGGCCCCGCCUCCCUCGCUUUGUCUGCUCAUCAGCUGUGGCUGGCUUCUAUAGGCCGAGACGGCCUCCUGCGCGUUAGGGAAACUGCGUCUAUGGAGCGCUACGUCGAGCUGCAGUGCCAUUCGUGUCGUCUUGGGGGAUUUGGGAACGUGUGUUUCUCUGCAGACAGCCAGACGCUCAUCACUGCCGGCUUCAGAGACGGCUCAGCUGUGUGCAGUAUUCUCAGAAAUAAAUGUGUGGAUGGCGAUAAGGUGAAAGAAGCUGCCUUAUAUGACCUGUCCAUGGCUCAUUACUUAAGGAACGUGUUCCAUAAAGAGAACCUGAUCCUGACUGAGAUGCCUGAGUGGGAGUCUGAGCGUGAGCUCAGACAGGAAACGGACGCUGUGGAUGUGACGGUGCAGCGAGGCAGCGGACGCCCCCCCCUCCAGCUGUCGGCCCCACCUUCACACCCCACCUGGCUGGAAAGCCGGCACCGGGCGGUGAUAGAAGAAGACAACGAGAAGCUCUCCGAAACAAAGACAAACCUGAGGAAAACCAUCAGAGAGUUAUGUGACACUAUUCAGCAGAUGAUGCUUGAAAAUGAGGACCUCCCAGACGUGGAGCGUCUGGAACAACAUGAGUUUAACUUGGACACUGAGGAGCAGAAGCGACUGGACGCCGAAGUGGACGAGGAGGUUUCUAGGGUGAGAGAUGAAAUGGAGUGGGAGAUUCUGACCAAAUGUUACCUCUAUGAUGUCCUGAAAAGGCAAUGCUGGGAUUCAGUAAUGACCAAAGGCAGGUCUGUUGAGGCCUUUCACUCUGACCUCAAGGUCAAGAACUACGCUCUGAGAGCGCGAACAGAACAAGACAUGGAGGACCUUCGCAUGGUUCACAAUAUGAGGACGAUCGAAAAGGCUGCGUCCGCUCAGAGCAACUUAAAGGACGGUUCCAAAGAAGUGGGAAGUGUGGACGACGGCAAAGAGGAGAGUGCUGCUUUAACGGGGAGUUUCUCUGCUCAGCUGGGAUAUUCAAAUCCGUACGUCUACGAUCAGUUCAGCCUCAAAACCACAGAACAGAGGAUCAACCAAAUCACUCUGCUGCAGGACGUGAUUUAUUGCAUCAAAACCGCUUUCAAUGCCGAGUUCGAGGCCGUGCACAGGCAGAAGGUGCAGGAGCUGAACCGCGUGAGGGACAGGAACAGACAAAUCGGAGCGAUUAUGCUGGCGCUGAACUCGAGCGAGACGCUGUGGGAGCCCGGCUUGAGCCGCAGCGAGUGGCCGGAGAGGAUGCUCACGGUGGACGAGGCCGAGAUAAAAGCACAAAAGCACCUCACCCCAGAACAGAAGGAGGAGGAAAAGAGGAGAAAGCUGGAGGAGCAGCAGCGUUUGGCUGCCAAGGGUGAUAAUAGCAGAGACAGGGCUCUCAGUGACAUGAUGGAUGGCGUGCUCCAAGUAAAGAAAGUGGACAUUUUGAAAAUGGAAAUACCGCCGCCUGAGUUUGUUUUGACCAAAUCUGACAUCGACUGGAGCGAGGAGGAGAAAAAAGCCUUUAAAGAGUUUGAAAAGAAAACCAAAGACCUGAAUGAGGAAAAAGAAAAGUACAAAAAGUUACUGGAAGCUGAAAUCAAAAAGCUGCAGGCAGCCUCCUGGGAUGCAACUGAAGGGUUUGAUGAAACCCUGACAAAGCUGUUUGAGAAGAAAGUGAGAUGUGAGACCGCCAUAUAUCAGGAAGAGCUCAAGAUCUCCUGUCUCGUUUGCUCCGUCCUCACAGAGGAGGAAAUGAGAAAUCGCGAGCUGGAGCUCAAGCUCCAACUUGACAAAAUGUUGGCGUACAAGGAUGAAAUCGCAGGGGAUCUGAAGAAACACGAGGAAGAACUUGAAUUGUUUCAAGAGACCUUUGACAGUAUUGUAGCUGAGGACAAAGUUCUUGACAAAGAAUUUAGGAAGGACUUCUUCGAUGUCCCGACGCAUAUGGUUGAUCACCUGUACAAGCUGUUCAAGCGUAGACCCAGGGUUCAAAAGGUGAGGGCGCAGGCUGAAAAGAACCUCGGCUCGCUCAAAGAGCAACGUCUGUGUGCCUCCCUGGCUCCUGAAGCUCUUGGCAAAAUGCUGAAGGCCAUGGAGGAGCUGGAUGCUGCGGAGAACGCACCAGAAGGCUUGAACCCAUCGAUCUGGGAGAGGUUCUGUCUCGUCCGCAGAACUAAAGUGGAGAGUGAGCAAAAGGUAAAAGUAAAAGCGUUAACUCUGGCCGAGAUGAAGACGUUCCUGCAGAAAAAGAGAGACGAGGAAAGGGCUGCUCAACAGGAAGCUAAACAUCUAUCUGACAAACUUGAAAGUGAUGCUCUGCUGGCUCUUGUCCUGUUUGCUUCUAGUCUACAUAAGGAGAGGACGCACUUCCAGACAGACAUAAUGGUUCAGAUCCUGCUCAAACAGGGUCAGGGAGAGGUGUCGACCACAGGCCUGACUCCUGACUACACUCACUCUGUGCUCCAACAUAGGAGCGUGGUGGAGGACUUGAACAGAACAAUCAGGAUGCUCGCAGAGCAGAAGAUCGCAUCCAUGGUGGAGCGCAAAGACUUCCGAAAGGGCAUCAUCCGCUUAGAGUGGGACAAUAAAAUGAGGAGAAUGCAGAUCGAGGACUUCAUCAACAAGACGCGCGACAUCCAGAUGUUACAGCUCAGCGAGGAGCAACAGGAUUAUCUCCAAAAGACAGAUCAAGACAGUCGUGUGUCCAAGCAAGUUUCCAUUUUGGAGAAAACCAUAGAUUUCCAAGAAAAGACUCAUCUACAGAAUGUACAGCAUCGCAUGAAAAAGACAGCGCAGCUUAAGAGGCAGGCGGCAGUAAUAGCUUCCAAAAACACAGCUUUAGAUCAGCAGCUUUCUGAGAUGCAGGUGACCGUGGCAGAGAGGAAGCACAUCUGUGAGGAAAUAGCAUCAGAAGAAAAUGAGGCUGCUAAAUCAGAGGAGCGCUACCAGGAAAUCCUUCAGAAGAGGAACCUGGAGAACUUAGCCCGAGCUCAGGCAGAAGAGCUGGCGUUCUUCGGUGCAGAACUCGAACGUCUGAGGAUGAAGAACUUUCCUUCACUUGAUAAACUGCAGCACAACUGAACUGAGCUUUCAAAAAUAACAUUUUAUUUUAACUUAAGUUGCACAGAAAACUUACAACUUGGUGAACAAAAAAACAUAGCAGCAAAAAAUAAAACAACCAACUGAGGAAAUCUGAAAU